AAACUGUAGUUUACCAAAUUCCAAUAUACAAUUUUGGUAAUUAGGAAUACAAAGUAUUAUAUACAGGUUUACUGACCAAAAUGGUCAGGUUAACCAAAAAAGCUAGAAGGUUGUCCAACCAUCAUUGACCGGUACGAGAAAGGAUUAGAUCGGAAAGUGUAUCUUCUCCUCUCAAUGUUUCUUGGUGAAGAUGAACUCUUUUCUUUCUCUCCGACAUCAAAACCAUGUUGUAAUAAGAACCAUAAUGAUCUAUUGACCUUGCUUCUAUAUAUGCUGCUACAAACUCCAUGUUGGCACUCCAGCACUGGCAAUUUGGUAAAUUCACAGUAUUUACCAAAAUUAUAUUUCAUUGUCUUCACUCUUCCACCUUGUGUUUUUUUGUUUCCACAUUCAACAAUAGUUGUUAAGAUUAUAUACACACUGACACAAGCGCACACACAAACUCACAGAGAUAUAUAUAUUGUGUGUAUGCAUGUCUUUGCACGUAAAAGUGAUUAGACACGCAGUUUACAGCUAUAAAAGCAUUUUCGACGUCAAAGACACAUGGCGUCGAUAGUGAUGUUCCUUAGAGCACUGAUGAGUUGCCGUCUUACGCCCAACGAGGAGCCGACCGCGGCGGCUUCUUUGUCAGCGGUGAAACUUUACAGAAGUGUUGCCGGCGAUCAUCACGAGUUUAUUAUCGAAACUACGUGGGGGGUGAACGAUAUGGAUGAAGGGUUUCACUGGAACAUCGUCAAGAACCACUUGUUGAUGUAAGUUUGUGAAGCGUAUUAUAUAAAUAAAUCCAGUUCUUGCAUAAUAUUAAGUUUUCUUAUAACGUUACUUAUCGUUGAAUCGACCAUGCUUAUAUCACAUGAUGUACACGAGCGUUUUGGACUACCAAGUUGUAGAUGUGCUUAAAUAUGUUGAGUAUUUUUUAUAUCGAAAUAAAUCAUGUGUUGUGAUAAUUUAAAACCAAGUUGGGCUAUGACAAGCUCAAUUUUGUGAAAA
This is a messenger RNA of Brassica rapa (field mustard), 990 nucleotides long. RefSeq lists its product as uncharacterized. Lineage: Eukaryota; Viridiplantae; Streptophyta; Magnoliopsida; Brassicales; Brassicaceae. The record is from RefSeq and is a predicted model, not a curated record.